GGGAAUGAUUUGGUUGGCCAGCUACUAAACGUUCGCCACUUCAGGGUUAUCCGGUGAGCGAUGCGCUUCGUCUCAUCUUAGGAUAUUAGAAUAUUGUCGAAAAGUUAUUUUAAACGAGAAACGAAAUGGAGGUAAACGGUGGUCCUGCAAGCCCCGCAGUGAUUGCUGAGGUGUCGUUCUCGUUUCAAGAUGAACUGACUGCGACCCUUCGAAACGCGCUCGGUGUUGCAGUAGAGAUCGCCGUUGCGGAGAUCACCAGACUGCUUGACAGAGCGCUCAGAGAUGUGCAGGGCAAGAUUCAAGAGGCUUUGCGGGACAAUAGUGCGCUCAAGUUUAGGCUGCAAACAGCUGAAACGCAACUUUCUACUGUGUGCGGUCGCCUGGAUCAACAGCCACGGAGACUCGAAGACUUUCCCAUCAGUAGUAGCAAUCAGUUGGUGACAAACUCUCCCAUCAGCUGCAGCAGGGUUCAGCGUGGGGGUCGGCAGUUAAAUACCCUUAACGUCGGACAACAAACCGAGCCCAAUGUGGACUCGGAACAUGAUUAUGAGGUAUGUGGAUCCAAGGAAACUAAUAUAUUCCAGCAAGGAUCAGUCUGUGGGAACCCAAACGGAGGCGCGUGCGCUCAGACUUUAAACUCGGAUUCACUUGAGGAAUCAACCUACUGUAGAUUAGAUGAGACAAAUGACAUCAAGAAUGAUCAACACAAUAUGACAAAAACUGACCAGACAUGUGCUGGGACAGUUACAAUUGAGGGGUCAUCCCUUGAAGUGGCUGUAAAGGUGGAGAAAGAAGAGAGUUAUGAUGACGCAAUCCCAGUGUCCCUCUCUGUAGUGGAGGAGCCCAACUCAGACAGCCUUUCUCUGGCUCAGUCUCGACUAUUGGAAGACUGGAGACCUGAGCCUUUGCACUCAGAGAGCUGCCAUUCAAACCUGCACUGCCAGUCCACCAACCAAUCCCUAGGCCUAGAUUUCCUGUCAUCCUCAAGCUCAGGCCAACAAACCCACUUCCCAAAGCUCCACAACAACCAUUAUAAGAGUCCCGGGCACCAUGCGUUUCCCCCCGACCGGAGCCCUUAUCAUUGUAGCCUAUGCGGACGAGACUUCAACCGUAAGCACCAUCUCAAGAUCCAUCAGAGGAUCCAUACAGGAGAGAGGCCAUACACAUGCUCUAUCUGUAGCGCACGCUUUCGUCACGCAUUGACACUCAAGCGACACUUCCGCCUUCAUACAGGAGAGAAACCAUAUGUUUGCGGUCAAUGUGGAAAAAAGUUUCGAAAUGAUGGUGGACUGAAGGUUCAUCAGUGUUCAUGACAACAGUUGUAUAAAUGCACUAUUUAUGGUAGUCUUGUGUCGGAGGACAAAUCCAAUAUAGGGUCACUCCAGAAGCCAAAAUGUUAUUAAAGGGAUAAUUCUCCUAAAAAUGAAAAUUCUGUCAAGAUUUGGUCAACCAUGUUCAGGUGACUUUGGUUAAUUUUCAAAACUAGAGAUGCACUGAUUUGUCGGGCUGUUUUUGAUCAAAUACUUGCUAAAACAAAAUAAAAUACAUACAAAAUACAGCAGGGCUUGACAAUAAGGACUGCCCGGGGCCAGCGUGAACAACGCUUG
Messenger RNA from Megalobrama amblycephala (Wuchang bream), 1607 nucleotides. RefSeq lists its product as uncharacterized. The record is from RefSeq and is a predicted model, not a curated record. The transcript has 3 exons. Bases 126 to 1313 code for a protein of 395 amino acids. NCBI's taxonomy places the organism in Eukaryota, Metazoa, Chordata, Actinopteri, Cypriniformes, Xenocyprididae.